CACGAAGUCAUAACCUCGUCGUGGCGUGGUUAGCGAUCUCCAUGUUAUCAUUGACAUGUGUCGUUUGUCGGCGUUUGAUCAGGUUAAGAUAGCGCGUUGGAGCAUUAAUGCAUUUUUGAAAAGUAUUCGUAAAAAUUGAAACAAAAUAUAUCGCGAGAAAUAGAUUGGAAAAAGAAACCGUAGUGUGUUCCGAAGAGAAACGAUAUCGGGGAUGAAUUUCUUCUCUGAUCGGACGAGACUGCGUUGCGUAAAUAACACUCGAAUUUUUCUGUCAAAAUACGAGAGUAAUGCUUUGCAAAACGGCAGAUCGCGAUGAGAAUUUGUAAAAAUGUGUUUACACUCACGACGUGCCGCGAAUAAGACUGUGUAAACGAUGUUGCAAGCACGUUGGGAACGUUCUCAAAAACGCAAGAAACUCUUGGCCCAAACGCUGGGAGUUUCUAGUGUAGACGAACUGCGACAGAUUUUGGGAACAGACGUGGAAGAUACACAGAAAAAGAGAAGCAGACUGUCCAAUGACAAAUCUGACAGUACAAUCAAAGAUUUAAAAGAUGAUGCUGUUCCAACAGAUGAAAUUGUAUAUAAGGAUUCUUCGACAUUUUUGAAAGGCACACAAUCAUCGAAUCCACAUAAUGACUAUUGCCAGCACUUUAUUGACACUGGCCAACGACCACAAAACUUUAUUCGAGAUGUAGGUCUGGCAGAUAGAUUCGAAGAGUAUCCAAAACUUCGUGAGCUGAUCAAGUUGAAAGACGAUCUGAUCGCGGAAACGGCGACUCCACCAAUGUAUCUAAAAACAGAUCUGCUGUCGUAUAACUUGAAAGAGCUCAAUUGUAAAUUUGAUGUCAUUCUUAUAGAGCCACCGUUGGAAGAAUAUCAAAGAACGUGUGGUGUAACUAACGUACAACUAUGGAACUGGGACCAAAUAAUGGAGCUAGAUAUUGGCGAAGUGGCUGCCAAUCGCAGCUUCGUAUUCCUGUGGUGCGGUAGCAGCGAUGGCCUGGACAUGGGGCGAUUCUGCUUGCGCAAAUGGGGCUUCCGACGUUGCGAAGACAUCUGCUGGAUUCGCACAAACAUCAAUAAUCCAGGUCACAGCAAAAAUCUAGAUAGCAAGGCAGUGUUACAGAGAACGAAGGAACAUUGCCUGAUGGGCAUCAAAGGCACAGUGCGACGCUCUACUGAUGGCGAUUUUAUUCAUGCGAACGUCGACAUCGAUCUUAUCAUAUCCGAAGAACCGGAUUACGGUUCCAUCGAGAAACCGGUGGAAAUUUUUCACAUUAUCGAACACUUCUGCCUCGGUCGAAGAAGGUUGCAUCUCUUUGGUCGAGACAGCACUAUCAGACCCGGUUGGCUCACUGUCGGUCCAGAACUAACAAAUACGAACUUUAAUGCAGAUCUUUACCAGAGUUACUUUGCUAACGGCCAAAUCACUACCGGUUGUACCGAGAGAAUAGAGGCUCUCAGACCGAAAUCACCUCCACCAAAGGGGAAAGUGUCCGGACGUGGCAGAGGAGGUUUUAGUCGCGGCAGAGGUCGAGGAAGAUAAAUAACUACUACUAGGUUCUCCUUUGUAUGUCUUUGAUUAUUAUUAUUAUUAUUAUUAUUAUUAUUAUUAUUAUAAAUGUAAGAAAUUUGAAAACAUGAAAUUCACAGAAACAAUUUCAUUUUUUUUUACGCUCAAAAAUAUUUGAAUUUUUAAAAAUGUGUUUUAACUUGUCACACAAAAUAUUCCUUGCCUUCCGUUUAAAACUUUAAAUUUUCCUAUUUGUAAAAUUUUUUCAAAAAAUAUGAACUUUUGGAGAAUUCGUCAUUAAAAGAAAUAAUACAAAUUCUUGUUGUUGCGUAGGAAAGGGAUAAAAAAAAGAAAGAAUAAAUCAGGUUUUUGUUUUACUAUCAAACUUAUUGUUAUUGCAAGGUACAUUGUAAUGAACGCAAUUUGUCGUUUGAACGCAUUACAUAUAACUUAACUAUCUGCAGAUAGUACAUAAUAUUGCCUCUAUCUUUAAAUCAUUAACGAUAUAAAUCGGACUGCCAGAGUCGCAGUGUUUUUUAAGAGGGGAGUGGUGGAAUUUUAAAAAUAACACGCUAAAAAGAUCGCGUAAAAUCCAAUUUGUCGAAUUUGUAGCUAAACCGCAUCUAAUUGCAUUAAUUAUAGAUCGCACUAGGAACAAACGAAUGUACGUACAUAUAAAAAAAUAAAACAUAUCUUUCGUUGUGUUGCGGAAGCAAAGAAAUAUUACUUAGUCUUACGAGUAGCAUGAUUUAACUAAUUAAAUAAUAACGAAGUAUAUCAAUCCUCGAGAGAGUAAAGAAAGGCGCACGCAUCUCAUCGGUCGUUCAGAAUAUCGCCAAGUGAUAUUGUGUACUUUUGAAUAGAUUUCUAGAGAGAAAAAAUAUUAUGACGUUCAUGUAAGUUGUUAUUAUGGCGUACUUUUUUAAAGACAAAUUUCGUUUUAUAUUUGUUAUCUAUUUAAAAUGUCACCAUAUAGUUUGGAAUAAAACCGAAACGUUCAGCUGUUGCGGUGUGAAUGUUUGACGAAAGAAUGAAUUAAAAAAUUUUAAAACACUGUUUCGCGCAAAUAAUAAUCACAAAAUUUGUUUCCUUUUUUUUUUUUAGAAAAUAAUUUAUAUAAAUUAUAAAAACCUGUCCUUUGUCAACAUGAAAUUGUUAAAUGCACAUAUUCAAUGACAUCGCUCAAAAGAUUAAACGUCACACUCUUUCGGAGACAGAGAGAAAAGUUAAUUAAUUUUUCUAUUUAAAUCUGAGAUCAAGUCACGUAUUUUGUACUCUAUAGGCUGAGUCUCGAGUAAUUAAUUCGUAGUAUACAUCGUAAACAUAUACAGAGAGUUCUUAAAAUUAAAGUCGUGAAGAAGAAGAAAACAAAAAUACGCAGACUUACAAGGUAAAUUUUAUUGGUCCCAGUAAAGCUUCCGGUGAACGAAUCUAUAUCUCAGAAAAAAAAGUUCCUCGUUCUUUCUGUUACGUUUGAAUGCAUUUUUCGCGUUAACGACACAAUUAGAUGUACUUUAUAUUUCUACUUCAUAAAAGAGCAGACUUCAUUGAUGAGGUCACAAAAAAAAACAUACUACAUGUGUAUCGGGGGAGUAGACUUGUUAACAACAAACUUAACCUUUUAUAGUGGAAAAAUAUAUGAAAAAUAUCGGUUUAUCAUAGUUUUGUACACUACAACACAGAAGAGAUAUCCUUUUUUUUCCUUUUUGUGACUAAAUAGUAAGAAAUUAAACGACGAUUAUUUAUUUAUUUCUAUCAUCUUAUGUCGAAUUAAUUAUAGAAAUCAUCUAUAUAAUCGUAAUUUUAUUUAUGAUGGAUCUUACAUAGCUAUUUUCUCGUAAUGCGUUUUUAAAUGCUACAUUUCUACCUCUCUCUCGUCGUUAAUUCGUCGUGAUAAACGAUGACAUAAUACAAAAAAA
Messenger RNA from Pseudomyrmex gracilis, 3432 nucleotides. RefSeq names its product methyltransferase-like protein 14 homolog (gene Mettl14). The record is from RefSeq and is a predicted model, not a curated record. Gene Ontology annotation, cellular component: RNA N6-methyladenosine methyltransferase complex; nucleus. Bases 374 to 1546 code for a protein of 390 amino acids. Gene Ontology annotation, molecular function: mRNA binding. NCBI's taxonomy places the organism in Eukaryota, Metazoa, Arthropoda, Insecta, Hymenoptera, Formicidae. The transcript is spliced from 6 exons.